Messenger RNA from Canis lupus familiaris (dog), 3244 nucleotides. It is a transcript of the gene ZNF703, whose product is annotated as zinc finger protein 703. The record is from RefSeq and is a predicted model, not a curated record. Gene Ontology annotation, biological process: negative regulation of DNA-templated transcription. Gene Ontology annotation, cellular component: nucleus. The coding region runs from base 45 to 1859 and encodes 604 amino acids. Lineage: Eukaryota; Metazoa; Chordata; Mammalia; Carnivora; Canidae. The transcript has 2 exons.
CUCCCCCUCCCUCCCCGCCCCCCCAGUGGCGCUGCCUCCUCCAAAUGAGCGAUUCGCCCGCUGGAUCUAACCCAAGGACACCCGAAAGCAGCGGCAGCGGCAGCGGCGGCGGCGGGAAGAGGCCGGCGGUGCCGGCGGCGGUGUCCCUCCUGCCCCCGGCGGACCCCCUGCGCCAGGCGAACCGGCUCCCGAUCAGGGUCCUGAAGAUGCUGAGCGCUCACACCGGCCACCUCCUGCACCCGGAGUACCUGCAGCCGCUGUCCUCCACUCCCGUCAGCCCCAUUGAGCUGGACGCCAAGAAGAGUCCGUUGGCGCUGCUGGCCCAGACCUGCUCGCAGAUCGGCAAGCCCGACCCGCCGCCCUCCUCCAAGCUCAACUCGGUGGCCGCGGCGGCCAACGGGCUGGGAGCCGAGAAGGACCCCGGCCGCCCCGGCGCCGGCGCCGCGUCCGCGUCCGCGGCCCUCAAGCAGCUGGGGGACUCGCCGGCCGAGGACAAGUCCAGCUUCAAGCCCUACUCCAAGGGCUCCGGCGGCGGCGGCGGCGGCGACUCCCGCAAAGACAGCGGCUGCUCCUCCGUGUCGUCCACCUCCUCCGCAUCCUCCUUGUCCCCGGGAGACAAGGCGGGCUUCAGGGUCCCCAGCGCCGCCUGCACGCCCUUUCCCCCGCAUGGAGCGCCCGUCUCCGCGUCCUCGUCGUCGUCCUCGCCCGGCGGCUCCCGGGGCGGCUCCCCGCACCACCCUGACUGCAAGACCGGCGGCGGCGGCGGCGUUGGCGGCGUUGGAGGCGUUGGCGGCGGCGGCGGGGAGCUGGACAAGAAAGACCAGGAGCCCAAGCCCAGCCCGGAGGCUGCGGCCGUGAGCCGCGGCAGCGGUGCGGAGCCCAGCGCGCACGGUGGUGGCGCCGAGGCUGGGGCCUCGGGGCGCAAGUCCGAGCCGCCCUCGGCGCUGGUGGGGGCCGGCCACGUGGCGCCCGUGUCCCCCUACAAGCCGGGCCACUCGGUGUUCCCGCUGCCACCCUCCAGCAUCGGCUACCACGGCUCCAUCGUGGGCGCCUACGCCGGCUACCCGUCUCAGUUUGUGCCUGGCCUGGAUCCUAGCAAGUCUGGCCUCGUGGGAGGCCAGCUGUCGGGGGGCCUGGGCCUGCCUCCGGGCAAGCCCCCCAGCUCCAGCCCGCUCACCGGGGCCUCCCCGCCCUCCUUCCUGCAGGGAUUAUGCCGCGACCCCUACUGCCUGGGAGGUUACCACAGCGCCUCGCACCUUGGCGGCUCCAGCUGCUCCACCUGCAGCGCGCACGACCCCGCGGGGCCCAGCCUGAAGGCCGGGGGCUACCCGCUGGUGUACCCCGGGCACCCGCUGCAGCCCGCUGCGCUCUCGUCCAGCGCCGCCCAGGCCGCGCUCCCGGGCCACCCGCUCUACACCUACGGCUUUAUGCUGCAGAACGAACCGCUGCCGCACAGCUGCAACUGGGUGGCGGCCAGCGGGCCGUGUGACAAGCGCUUCGCCACCUCAGAGGAGCUGCUCAGCCACCUACGGACUCACACGGCCCUGCCGGGCGCCGAGAAACUUCUGGCCGCCUACCCCGGGGCUUCGGGCCUGGGCAGCGCCGCCGCAGCCGCCGCGGCCGCCGCCUCCUGCCACCUGCACCUCCCCCCGCCCACCGCCCCGGGCAGCCCCGGGUCGCUGUCAUUGCGGAGUCCACACACUUUGGGGCUGAGCCGGUACCACCCCUAUGGCAAGAGCCACUUAUCCACAGCUGGGGGCCUGGCCGUGCCCUCCCUCCCCACAGCCGGACCCUACUACUCACCGUAUGCGCUGUACGGACAGAGACUAGCCUCAGCCUCCGCACUGGGAUACCAGUAACUACAGCUCUUGCUCCCCCCACCCUCCCCUCCUUUCCCCCUCCCUCUCCUUUCCUCCCCCCUGCCGCCUCGCCGCUGCCAACCUCCACUACUGCUUCUCCCUGCCGGGGUUCCCCGCCCAGACCCUCCCCACCGGACUGUGUAUUUAUUUACUAUAAUGUUAGCUUACAAGCUGGGAAUAUAAGUGCAUUAACGGCCCACACGAGUCAAUGGUAUGCAAAAAGUCUGUGUUCCCCAAAUAAUAAUAUUAAUCACACAAAUAACCACAUGUUCCCCACCGCUCUUCCUUUCUUUUAUUUUUUUUUCUUUUUCUUAGAUAUAAGGUUUUUUUGUUUGUUUGUUUUGCUUUUGCUUUUUUUUUUUUUUAUUGGUUUGGUUUUAGGGGGAGGAGGGAGAGUUGGGGUUCUGGGGUUCUAUUUGUUUUCCCUUCCUGGGGCGUUUCUUGCAUGCUUCCUAACGGUUAAGACUACAUUUCUCCCUUCUCUUUUCCCCCUCUUUCCCCUUCAUUUCUUCUUGUUUCCUUACAUUUGAGGUUCUGUUUUAUCCUUUGUACGAGUAACAGAGAGGAGAUAUUUUUUGUAAAGCAUUUGGGGGGUGCAGGGAUCUGCCUUGGUGGCAAGACGUCUUGCGCAUUCUACUGACCCAGAACUCUGCUCUGUGAUUCCUCCCCUGCCACCCUCUCCUUCUGGGGCCCUUGGUCUGUGCCCUGGCCCCCAAAAUUAGAGCCUUGCUCCUCUAUCUUGCUCUGAGCACUGAGAGCCCCAACCCCUCCAGCAGGCUACCCCCCACCCCCCACCCGGAGAGAGACCUUUCUACCUUCCAGACUCUUCAUGGCUCCAGACAUCCGGUAGUCACACUGCCUGCUGGUGGGGGACCCGCAGGGCUCAUCUUAUUCAAUUAAAAGCCCUAGAAGGCCCUGCUGGUAUAAAACUUUGCUCUUUAUAUUUUGCAAAGUGCAUUGAUAGUCACAGUUUAUUCUCCAUUACUGGGGCAGUGGUCCCUCUCCUGCUGGUAGGGGUAGGGUCAGUGAUUCUUGGCUAGAUCCCUCCAAAGCAGACCAUUGGCAAUAUCAGAGGGCAAUACAACCCUGGUAGCUCCAUUGGGAGAUAGCUGGGGAGUUUGGGGAGGACAUGGAUCACAGUAGCCCCAUCACCCCCUCCCAGGCCUGACCCAACAGAAUCCCCAAGUUGGCCGUGGGCUUCCGUGGGCUCCCUCAGUGACUGGGAUUGAAGACUCGGACCCUGGGUCUUCUCCCCACACCUUCCCUCCCUCCUGGUCUUAUGCAGCAGUGGGGGGUGGGGGUGGGGUGGGGCCUGUUUGAGAUGAACAGAGCUCUCCCUUGGUAAGACUUAUUUUGUUAAUAAAUGGAAUACUUGGCUAUAUUCA